AUGAGUUUAUUCAAGAUUGCCCAAUUCGAAGAAAAGCAGCAAGCAGCAGAAAAAGAAAAGUUGGAAUUCGAAAAAUUGCGACUAACAGCUAAUAAAAAGCAAGAACAGCUAUUAAAAGACGUUUAUCAAUUUCAUGAAGGCAAUUUCUUAAGUCAUGAGCCAAUUAUGAAAUCAAAAUAA
This is a messenger RNA of Clunio marinus, 180 nucleotides long. Lineage: Eukaryota; Metazoa; Arthropoda; Insecta; Diptera; Chironomidae. The record is from the annotation of a GenBank genome assembly.